Messenger RNA from Symsagittifera roscoffensis, 4501 nucleotides. Its product is annotated as DNA-directed RNA polymerase III subunit RPC1-like. The record is from RefSeq and is a predicted model, not a curated record. Gene Ontology annotation, cellular component: RNA polymerase III complex. NCBI's taxonomy places the organism in Eukaryota, Metazoa, Xenacoelomorpha, Acoela, Convolutidae. Gene Ontology annotation, biological process: DNA-templated transcription. The coding region runs from base 192 to 4403 and encodes 1403 amino acids. The transcript has 24 exons. Gene Ontology annotation, molecular function: DNA binding.
AGAUUUUGUAAUGAGAAUCUGAGAUAUAUGGUCUUUUUUCAAGAGACUCAGUCUACUGUCUACCCUGGAAGGAAUUACAGUUAGUACCUCCAUAGCCAACGAAUUGUGUGUUGGAGAAAAGAUUGAAGUAGUUUUGAGUUGGCCAUCUGAAUUGAGUGCUGUGAAUAAAAAUCAUAUUAGUAAUAGUAAAGAUGGUGAAGGAACUUUGGCGCGAGUUGAACCAGUCCAAAUCUAUUUCCCACGUGAGUUUUGGCAUGAUGUCCAGUGGGGAGAUGAUGAGGGUAUCCCAUGUGCCCUGUGUGGACAAGGACAUGUACUUGGCAGACCAGAACCACUCCCCCACUCCACAUGGGGUGCUGGAUCCCAGACUGGGUGUCUGCGGAAAAGGCAAAACAUGCUCGACAUGUAACCUCAGUUUUGAAGACUGUAUCGGUCAUUUCGGCGUCAUCGACCUUGAACUUCCUGUUUUUCACGUGGGAUACCUCAAGUCAAUCAAACAGGUGCUGACUUCCAUAUGUAAAGUGUGCGCACGUGUUCUGCUGAAGACGGAUGACGUUGCAAAGUUCCGUAAACAGGUGCUGAGACCCAAUCUGACUUACUUGCAGAAGAAACAAAUCAGAAAGACAAUCUAUGAGCGAGCCAGAAAGAACGCCAUCUGUCCUUACUGUGGAGCGAAGAACGGACAGAUCCUCAAAAUUGGCGCUCUUAAACUGGUUCACAUGAAGUACAAGGCCUCGACAUCUUCAGGUGGUGCGGCCUCCAAAGCCAGCAAAGACAGAAUGAGUGAAAGUGUGCGGAAGGAUUUCGAGAAUGUGUUAGCGAAUCAUAAGGAUAUUGAUGAGACUAAAAUUCAGGAGCCUUUAAACCCAGUGAUGGUUUUGAGUCUAUUUGAGAAGAUAAGGGAUGAAGAUAUCGCACUCUUACUCAUGAACAAGAGUGUGGGCAAGCCGGCGGACCUGAUUUUGCAGAAAAUACUAGUGCCUCCACUCUGCAUUCGCCCGUCGGUGGCGUCCGACUUCAAGGCGGGCACACGGGAGGACGACUUGAGUGUGAAGCUGGCAGAGAUCAUCUUCCUCAACGACAUCAUUCGCACACACUACAAGAAAAACGCCAGAACUCAGAUGGUGAUGGAAGAUUGGGACUACUUGCAGUUACAGUGUGCACUCUACAUCAACUCCCAGACGCCAGGAAUCCCCACCCAGUACCAGCCCAAAGUUGCCCUCAGGUCCCUCGUCCAGAGACUCAAGGGCAAACAGGGCCGCUUCAGGGGGAAUCUGUCGGGCAAGAGGGUGGACUUUUCGGGCAGGACAGUCAUAUCACCCGACCCAAACAUGCGCAUAGACCAGGUGGCAGUUCCAGUGUACGUGGCAACCAACAUGACUUACCCGCAGAGAGUGACUAAGAGCAACCUGGCCAUGCUGCAGAACAUGGUCAUAAAUGGCCCUAGGAAGUGGCCUGGCGCCAACUACGUGGAGAAGAAGCCCACCAAACACAGUCCCAAGGAGGUCAAGUUCCUGGGGUACGGAAAGCGUGAACUAGUCGCCAAGGAUCUCCAGUUCGGAGACAUCGUGCAGCGACAUGUGAUAGACGGGGACAUGGUCCUGUUCAACAGACAACCUUCUCUGCACAAACUCUCAAUCAUGUGUCACAGGGCAAAGGUCAUGCCCUUCCGCACUUUCAGGUUCAACGAGUGUGUCUGUGCUCCUUACAAUGCGGACUUCGAUGGCGAUGAGAUGAAUCUGCAUGUGCCUCAGACCGAGGAGGCCAGGGCAGAGGCCAUGAUCCUCAUGAAGACCACAGAGAACAUGGUGACCCCUAAAAAUGGAGAGCCUGUGAUCGCUGCUACUCAGGACUUCUUGACUGCCUCUUACCUCAUGACUUUCAAAGACACUUUCUUCGACAAGACCAGAGCCAUGCAGAUCAUUGCUUCCAUCUUAGUCGGUCCAGACGAGCACUUGGUCAUAGAACUGCCUAGACCCGCAAUUUUGAAGCCUAUUCGACUAUGGACUGGAAAACAGAUUUACAGUCUGAUCAUCAAACCUAAUUCUGCAUGCACAGUCAAAGCCAAUCUGAGGUGCAAAGGAAAGCAGUACAAAAGUAGCAAAGAAGAUAUGGACUCGGAUGACACGUUUGUGGUUGUCCGCAACUCGGAAAUUAUGUGUGGGCUUAUGGAAAAAGGUGUUCUGAGUUCUGGCUCCAAGGACAAUCUGUUCUACGUGUUGUUGCGGGACUAUGGCUCCAAAGUAGCGGCUGAUGUCAUGUUUCGAAUGUGCAGAAUAUCCGCAUUCUUCCUCAUGAACAGAGGCUUCUCUAUCGGAGUAGGCGACGUCCGACCAGGAAUGCAGCUGAACAGUGCCAAAGCCGAAUUGAUCCGAGUGGGCUAUGCUAAAUGUACAGACCUGAUUGAACAGGCCAAACUAGGCCAGCUAUCAACCCAACCGGGAUGCACGCCGGACGAAACUCUGGAAGCUAAAAUUCUAAAAGAACUUUCAACAAUUCGAGACCAAGGAGGAAAAGCGUGCAAGGCUAAUCUACCGCACACGAAUAGUCCACUUAUAAUGUCACUUGCAGGAUCAAAAGGGUCUUUCAUUAACAUAUGUCAGAUGGUAGCGUCAGUUGGUCAGCAAGCUCUGAGUGGAAAACGGGUCCCUAAUGGUUUUGAAAGUCGGUCGUUGCCUCAUUUCGCGAAGGGAUCCAAAGAACCAGAAGCGAAAGGUUUUGUGGCCGACAGUUUCUACUCUGGCCUGACCCCCACGGAGUUCUUUUUCCACACGAUGGGGGGUCGAGAAGGACUUGUGGACACAGCUGUGAAAACGGCAGAGACGGGAUACAUGCAGAGAAGGUUGGUCAAGUGUCUUGAAGAUCUGUGUGUGCACUAUGACACCACUGUGAGGAAUUCGACCAAUGAGAUUGUCCAGUUCACCUAUGGGGCUGAUGGUCUGGACCCAUGCUACAUGGAGGGUGAUGAUAAACCAGUGCAUUUUGAACGUCUCUGGAACCACAUGUUGUGCUCGGUACCUGUUGAACAAAACGAACGACCUCUAACUCAUGCAGAUUUGAUAGUCAUCACAGAAAAACUUCUUAUGAAGGAAUCCAAGAUAUCACAAGUGUUCAAAGAUGACAUUCGAGGAUUUGUAGGGAAGUUUGCGAGUAAAUUGAAGGACCUGACAGCCAAUGUUGUGAAUGAUCCUGUUGCUAGUUCUCUUUGGAAAGAAAAUAAAUCGUCAUUGCUUCAAAUUUAUUUUGUCACUCAGAAACAGCUGGAAAAUUUUGUCACUGAAGCAGCGGUAAGGUACGAAAAAUCAGUAAUAGAGCCAGGAACGGCAAUUGGAGCAGUAUGUGCUCAGUCCAUAGGAGAGCCGGGAACUCAGAUGACUCUGAAGACGUUCCACUUCGCUGGAGUCGCUAGCAUGAACAUCACUUUGGGUGUCCCUAGAAUCAAAGAGAUCAUAAACGCCACGAAAAACAUUUCAACUCCCAUCAUAGAAGCCGGUCUGUGUGAUGAGCGGGACUCAAAGUACGCGCGGGCUGUGAAGGGGAGAGUGGAGAAGACUUUUUUGGGGGAAGUGUGUGAUUUUCUGGAAGAAGUCUACCUACAAGAUGACAUAUUUAUCCUCGUGAAAGUUUCAAUGAAAAGAGUUAAAAUUCUGCAACUUGAGGUUAACUGUCACACGAUAGCAGCGUCUAUUCUGGAACAACCUGUGAAAAAGAUUGGCUGCAAACUGCAAACAGUGAAAGUGUUGUCAUCUGAGAACUGUCUGUUGGUUUAUAUUGACUUGGCCAAUAGCAAGUACAGCAUAGCACACACUGUCACCCUUGUGAAGGAAAACUUGGCAAAGGUCAUCGUUAAAGGUCUAGCGGAAGUGAAUCGGGCUGUGGUGUCAAUUGAUGACUCAGUGAACCCCCCUGUGUACAAACUGAUAGUGGAGGGGGAUGACUUCGACAAAGUCAUGUCUACUUACGGGGUGGAAUUUAGACGCACCAAGAGCAACAACACUUUUGAGGUUGCGCGGACAUUGGGAAUUGAAGCAGCGAGAUCCACAAUUAUUAACGAGAUCAACCACACCAUGUCUAGUCACGGAAUGUCAGUGGACAUCCGACACGUCAUGUUGCUGGCUGACCUCAUGACUUACAGAGGUCAAAUAUGCGGAAUGACUCGUCAAGGUCUCUCCAGUUUCAAAGACAGUGUGAUGAUGUUGGCGUCUUUUGAGAGGACUUCUGACCACUUGUUCGAAGCAUCCUACCACGGACAGACUGACUGCAUCAGUGGCGUGAGCGAGUGCAUCAUCAUGGGAAUCCCGAUGCGGGUGGGCACUGGACUGUUCCAGCUGCUCCAGAAGGUCCACUGGCAGCCAAAGCAAACUAGACCUCUUUUGUUUCAAAACGCAAUCAAAGCUAAUUGAUUUGCCUCAUCUGUUAUGGAGAAUUGCAAAAAGUUGAAACAGACAGACUUAAUUUAAAAAUUUAAAACAGCAAAUGAUCAGUUUUGAAAAAAAACUAU